GCUGUCCUCCAAUAGAAAAGUUGCGCUGAACGGGACGCUCCGGCGGGUGGGCUGUGGGAUGAUGCGGUUCGGGUCCAGGUGUGCCAUGCGGACAGUGUACUGAAAUUCCCCCCUUUUUCUGCCUAAAAGCCCUCUCCAGUUCAUGUCCUGCCCAUCGUUUUCUUAUUUGUGUCCCUCUGCACAUCCACCAAGCUCACGUGGCUGCAGUAAGUGGGUUUUCUGACUGUCAUGGCUUCCACUGCUUUUCUGCUCCUGGCCCUCUCCUCCUCCGUCUCCCUCACAGUGGCAGUCCUAUUUGGUGAGCCCAGAAUUUAUGGAGAGGAUGCUACUGGAUAUGGCCCCAUCUUUGAGGAGGAGCCUGUAGAUGUGGUCUACACUGAGGACUCACCCGAUGGGAGAAUCUCUAUGAACUGCAGGGCACGGGCUAAUCCACCUGCUACAUACAGGUGGCGCCGGGAUAACUGGGAAAUCAAGCUGAUGGAGCAGCCGGACGAGUACUACAGCCUUGUGGGGGGGAACUUGGUUAUCACCAACCCCAGACAGAAGAAACAUGCUGGGACAUACGUCUGCGUGGCCAGGAACAUCUAUGGCACCGUCAUCAGCAAGGAGGCCAGGGUCAAGUUUGGAUUUGUUGAGGAGUUUCCCCAGGAGGAAAGAGACCCAGUGUAUGUCAAGGAAGGACAGGGAGCUGUUCUGCUGUGUGCCCCUCCAAAAGCCUGGCCACAGGAGGUGACCUACCGCUGGAUCUACAACGAGUUCCCAGUUUUCCUGAACACAGAUCGCCGUCGGUUUGUAUCCCAGAAGACGGGGAACCUGUACAUCUCCAAAGUGGAAGCUCAGGAUGCAGGAAACUACUCCUGCUUUGUUUCCAGCCCUGUCACUGGGAAGAGUGUCUUCUCCAAGUUUAUCCCCCUCAUCCCCUCACCCCCUGAAGAUGGUGAGGAGAGAAAGUACCCAGCAGACAUCAGGGUGAAGUUCCCAGAUACUACUGCCAUGCUGGCCACUAAUAUUACAUUGGAGUGCUUUGCUCUGGGAAACCCCAUCCCUCAUAUUGUUUGGAGGAAGGUGGACCACACUGACCUCCCACCAAAUCAUGAGAUCAGUGAAUCAGGAGCUGUGCUUCAUCUGUACAAUAUACAGUAUGAAGAUGUGGGAGGAUAUGAGUGUGAAGCCAUCAACACUAAAGGAAAGGACUGGCACAAGGCCUGGCUGUAUGUGGAGUCUGCUCCAGAGUGGGCGGAAACCAUCAACAACACUCAGAUUGACAUUGGCUCAGAGCACACCAUGCGCUGUGUGGCAUCAGGAAAGCCGUUCCCUUUCAUCCGCUGGUACAAAGAUGGAUAUAUGUAUGGGAAGGGGGAGCUGAAGUUUUCCAGUCUCACUUUCGAUGACUCAGGAAUGUACCAGUGUAUCGCUGAGAACUACUGGGGCAUCAAAUACGCCAACGCUGAGCUGCGAGUCAUUGCCUGCGCUCCUACAUUCAAGUUUAACCCUGUGAAGAAGCAGCUUCUUGGAGCUAAAGAUCGUCGUGUUGUGAUCGAGUGUAAACCCCGCGCUGCUCCCAGACCGCGGUAUACCUGGACAAAGGGCAAAGAGCUCCUCUACAACAGCUCACGCAUUUCCAUCCUGUUCGAUGGGAGUCUGGAGAUCCUCAACGCCACCAAAAAUGAUGAGGGCCUCUACACCUGCUUUGCUGAGAAUGACAGAGGAAAGGCCAACAGCUCUGGCUAUCUCACCAUCACAGAGGCUACCAGCAUCACAGAAGCACCUGAAGACACUGAGGUAAUGGUUGGUGAUGAGGUGAUUCUGAGGUGUGCUGCUUCAUACGACCCCAUGCUGGACAUCGCAUUCAUCUGGGCCAUAGAUUACAGGGUCAUCGACUUUAACGCUGAGUGGCAACACUAUGAACGUGUUAUGAGUGAUGAUGGCAGCGGUGACCUGAGAAUAAUGAAUGCCCAGAUUUGGCACGAAGGUCGCUAUACCUGCACAACUCAGACAGUGGUGGACAGCGACACGGCAUACGCUGAUCUCAAGGUUGUAGGUGUUCCUGGGCCUCCCGGUGUGAUCCGGGUGGACGAGAUCGGGGACACGUGGGUGAAACUGUUGUGGACCAAAGCAGGGGAUCAUAACAGCCCCAUACUCUACUACACCAUCCAGACCAGACACUACUGGGCUCUGAAUGAAGACGACUGGAAGGACGCCAGCACCUCACCAACCUUUCUUGAUGGCAGUAUGGAGAAGGCAGAAGUGACAGACCUGUACCCCUGGAUGGAGUAUCAGUUCAGAAUCAUUGCCACUAACGAGUAUGGCUCUGGCGAGGCCAGCAUCCCCUCCCUCAAGAUCAAAACCUGGGAUGCUGCUCCAGUGGUUGCUCCCACUGAUGUAGCAGGUUAUGGAACCAGAAAUGGUGAAAUCAUCAUCACAUGGACACCUGUGCAGCCAUGGUAUUUCUAUGGCAAAAAGUUUGGCUACAUUGUGGAAUUCAAGCCUCGAGAUGGUUACGAUUGGUUUCCCCAGACCAUUUCGGACCCUGAGACAAGGCGUUUUGUCCAUCGGGACCCCACAUUCAUUCCCACUGAUGAAGAUUUCCAGGUCAGAGAGUUUCAGGUGAAGAUCAAGUCAUUUAAUUUGAAAGGAGACGGACCGUACAGCCUCACCAAGACCAUCUUCUACCCAAGAGAUGUCCCUAUAGAGCCUCCAACAGACGUCUAUGCCCGGCCAGUGUCCUCCACCGAGGCAGUGGUGUGGUGGUUGCCAGUGGUCGACACUGGUACAAGCCUGCAGCAGUACAUUGAGGGAUACCAGGUCAAAUACUGGAGAAAGUACGAUGAUCCGGAGCCGGGAGCAAACCGUAUAUUUGUUCCAGCCACAGUCAAUCAGACCAGGUUGGAGAACAUGCUGCCAGACUCCCACUACCUCAUUGAGGUCCGUGCCUUCAAUGGAGCCGGCCUUGGACCCCCUGGUGAACACUGUGAGAUGUUCACAAAGAGACCACCACCACCAGACCCUCCCAGGAUGUGGCGCUAUAUUUCCUGGACAGGACAGUGGUUGUAUGUGUGGUGGGAUCAUAUCCAGUAUGACUGGUUUGGCAAUAUUUCCUUCCCACUGUACUACAAGGUCAUGUUCAGAAAGACAGGGUACAUCUACGGGAAAGUUUACAUCACUGGCUGGCACUUCAUGGACUUCCCCAUGCCUCAGGUUGGAGACUAUGAGCUGAUGGUACGAGGCCGUUAUGAAGGAGGAGAUGGCCCAGUGAGGAAGAUAAGAAUUCAGGGUAAAGCAUCUAUGAUCACGCCCACUCUAAGCCUGGUGUCUUUGGUGCUGCUGGCGCUGUGCAUUGCAGGAUUGGAAAUUUAAGCCUGCCACAAGUGACAUGUAUAUAAUAGACUCUGGGAAGUUAUUAUGUGGGCCUACUGUAAUGAGAGAUCCAGUCUUCUUCUCCAAACACUCCUCACCUGAUAGUCAGUUAAGAUCCUACAUCAUGCCUCUGCCCUGCAUCUGUUCUGUUGUAACACCACACAGGAAGCUGUUGUUCACAAAAAAUAAAGACCCGCCACUUUUUAUGGACUUACUUCAUCUUCUAAAUGAACACAGCAGUGCUACUGAGCUGCAUAAGACUCCUGCAUCGAUCAUAUCAUAUCUCUAAGGAGGAGAUCGGAAAUGUACUCUGUCAAAUCCAAAUAUGUUUUAUCCAAGUCAAAGCCAAAAUGUUAGACAGGUGAUAUUUGGUUGGCUCAUUUAAUAAGGCCCCCUUAUUUUUUAAUUAAGCUCUCCACAUACUGUACUGUAAAUGCAUUCAGAAAAGCCAUGUUUAAGUUAUUAGCUGUAGUUAUAGAGCUGUUUUUUAUGCCUUUCCUCUAUGUUCCAAUCACGGUUUCCUGUGUGGACAAACAGGUAGAAUUUAACCCUUAAAAUGGGGGAAUGUUAUUUAUUACAAGCACUAUGAAUUUCUCAGAUGGUUAAGUAAUCGAUAACAUAUAAAGAUAACCACUGUAUUUGGUUUGGAAUGAGAAGAGAAGGAUGAGCGACUAGAUUGUAUGGAUAUAUAAUGUCACUUGUCCAAUUUUCUUCUUGGAUCACACACUGUAUAUCAUAUACAUACAGGCUUGUUAUUCACUAUCAUAAGAUUGUAGAUUCAGGAAGGUGUUUUCACUUUUGUUAAACUUUUAGUUUAGAUUAAUUUUCUACAUUUUCAAUGGUGCUGUAUGACAGGUACAAAGCUUGCUUCAUGUUAAUUAAGGUUUUCAUCCUAACCAGAGUCACAUGCGUAAACAAUUUAAGUAUGAGUUUUAGCUGCACCAAUGAAAGCCAUAUCACUUUGAUGACAACGUCCUUAGAGACCAAUGAUGAUUUGUGAAGGGAAAUGUAAUAUUCGAAUGAACCAUGAAACUGGGUUUGAAUAGAAACUGCUAUAUAUCACAUAUGUAUGCUAAUUUCCUUUAUGUCAGGCUGCAAAACCAUUAAACAGUGCAACAGUC
This is a messenger RNA of Dicentrarchus labrax (European seabass), 4478 nucleotides long. It is a transcript of the gene cntn1b, whose product is annotated as contactin 1b. Lineage: Eukaryota; Metazoa; Chordata; Actinopteri; Moronidae. Gene Ontology annotation, molecular function: cell-cell adhesion mediator activity. Gene Ontology annotation, biological process: brain development; cell-cell adhesion. The record is from RefSeq and is a predicted model, not a curated record. The coding region runs from base 229 to 3357 and encodes 1042 amino acids. The transcript is spliced from 24 exons.